Benincasa hispida (wax gourd) is the source of this 1099-nucleotide messenger RNA. RefSeq names its product late embryogenesis abundant protein D-34-like. NCBI's taxonomy places the organism in Eukaryota, Viridiplantae, Streptophyta, Magnoliopsida, Cucurbitales, Cucurbitaceae. The record is from RefSeq and is a predicted model, not a curated record.
CCAAAGAAAAUAGACGACCAACAAAUAUGAGCCAACCACAGCCUCAGAGGCCCGCCGGGGAUUACCAGGAUCCGAUCAAAUACGGCGACAUUUUCGACGUCUCCGGUGACUUGGCCUCCAAGCCCAUUGCCCCUCGUGAUGCUGCCACCAUGCAGGCCGCCGAGAAUAUGGUCCUCGGCCAGACUCCUCGCGGCGGCCCUGCUGCUGUUAUGCAGUCUGCUGCGAACAUCAACGAACGCGCUGGCCUUGUCGGUCACUCCGACGUGACCGAUGUCGCUCGAGAUGAAGGUGUGACUGUGAUUGAAACCGUCGUUGAUGGUCAGCGAUUCGUCGUUGAGUCGGUCGGUGGACAGGUGGUGGGACAAUUUGUCCAACCAGACGUUCCAAUGAGAUCUCGUGGAGCAACACUCGACAACGAUUCAAUCACCAUCGGGGAAGCUUUAGAAGCAAGUGCAGUCAGUGUGGGAGACAAGCCGGUCGACCAAAGUGAUGCCGCUGCAAUCCAAGCAGCCGAGGUUAGGGCCACCGGAAAGAACGAGAUAAUCCCCGGUGGCAUAGGGGCCGAGGCUCAGUCGGCUGCCACCCUCAACACUCAGGCCAUGCGGGACGAGAAUAAGACCACGCUUGGCGACAUUCUAACUGACGCAACGCAAAAGUUGUCGGGGGAUAAGGCGGUGACAAGGGAAGAUGCAGAAAGGGUAAUAAGUGCGGAGAUAAGGAACGACCCGGCAAUGGCGACCACGCCGGGAGGUGUGGCGGCGUCGGUGGCGGCUGCUGCAAGGCUUAACCAACAGGGAUAGCUGGAUGUUGUGUGUGUAUGAUAUCUAUAUAUCCAUAUGGUAGUAUGUUUUUGUUUUGCUUCAUUUUAUUAUGCAUUUCAUGAAGUUUUCAAGUGGUUCCUUCAGUUUGUAAUGAGUUAGGUGCUUCUGCCUUGUAGUCUCUUCUUUUUGUUUUAGAGUUGUUGUAUAAUCAUAUAGUAGUUUGUAUGUGUGUGGGCUUAGAUUUAUCCAAUGGGCUAAUUUAGUGGAGAUUCAUACUUGAUGACAUUUGGGUCCAUCUAUUUUGAUGCCUGCCUAAUGCAUUUAGGACUUUCUACAUA